AUGGCAUAUGGGAGUUUUGAAAAAUAUGCAAUUACGUCUAUUUUUUUGAAGAUUUUGCUUUUUCCGGCUUAUAGAUCAACAGAUUUCGAAGUUCAUCGGAAUUGGAUGGCAUUAACCCAUAGUCUUCCAUUAUCUAAGUGGUAUUAUGAUGAUACAUCACAGUGGACUUUGGAUUAUCCUCCGUUCUUUUGUUGGAUGGAAUAUUUAUUUUCUUUGUUUGGACAAUGGAUAGAUCCAGAGAUGUUAAAAGUUACUAAUCUUAAUUAUGCAAGUAAUAAAACUAUAUAUUUUCAGAGAUCAACUGUUAUUAUUAUGGAUUUUAUGUUAAUAUAUAGUUUAAAGAGGUAUAUCCAAUUAAAUCAUUCUUCAGAAAAAAAAUUAUCUAAAAUUGUUGCUAUUUCUAUUAUUCUUUCUCCUGGACUAUUUAUUGUUGAUCAUAUUCAUUUUCAGUAUAACGGAUUUUUAUAUGGACUACUUCUUUUGUCUAUUUGUUAUGCGAAAAAUUCCGAUAAAAUUCUGAGAAGCUGUGUUAUUUUUUUGAUUUUAUUAUGUUUUAAACAUCUUUAUCUUUAUCUUGCACCAGCAUAUUUUGUAUAUGUUAUCCGUGUAUACUGUUUAUCGUCAAACUUGAGAAGAGUUAAUGUUAAAAACACCAUUAAAUUAAUUAUUUCUGUUUUUUUGGUUAUAGCGUUAGCUUUUGGUCCAUUUGUAUAUUAUAAUCAAAUAGGGCAGAUAAAAUCUAGACUUUUUCCGUUUUCAAGAGGCUUAACCCAUACUUAUUGGGCACCUAACGUAUGGGCUUUGUAUUCUUUUAUUGAUAGAGUUUUAAUUGCAUUGGCCCCGCAUUUAAAUAUUGUUCCUAGACAAGAAGCUAUUUCGUCUUUAACUAGAGGAUUAGUAGGUGAUACAUUUUUUGGAAUUCUUCCCAAUAUUACACCUAUGAUUACUUUUACUAUUACAUGUUUUUUUCAGAUGAUUUAUCUGGUUAAAUUAUUUAUAAGACCAACGUAUAAUGUAUUUCUUGGUGCAGUUAUACUUUGCGGAUUCUCUUCUUUUAUUUUCGGAUGGCAUGUGCAUGAGAAAGCAAUACUUAUGGUUAUAAUUCCAUUUAGUCUUCUUGCUCUUAGAGAUAGGAGGUAUUUUACAGCAUUUUGUCCUUUGGUUAUUGCCGGAUACGUUUCUCUUUUUCCUUUAAUUUUUACUCCAUUAGAAAGUUUUAUUAAGUUUGUAUAUACUAUAACAUGGUUAUUGGUAUUUCUCGUACCAUCUGAAAUUAUGGUACCUGCAUCUGAAAAGAGAAUUUUUCUUUUAAACCGUGCUUCUUCCAUUUAUAUUUUUAUAUUUAUUCCUCUUUUGAUUUAUACGACUUUUUUUCAUGACUUAAUAUUUGGAUCAACAGAAAAAUAUCAAUACUUUCCGUUAAUGUUGAUUAGUACGUAUUGCUCUUGGGGCAUUUUGUGUUCAUGGUUUGGAUUUUCAUUAUUAUAUCUUACUGAUUUAUCAUAA
Molecule: messenger RNA, 1506 nt
Organism: Pneumocystis jirovecii RU7
Lineage: Eukaryota; Fungi; Ascomycota; Pneumocystomycetes; Pneumocystales; Pneumocystaceae
Product: dolichyl-P-Glc:Glc1Man(9)GlcNAc(2)-PP-dolichol alpha-1,3-glucosyltransferase
Exons: 10
Coding region: 1-1506 (501 amino acids)
Biological process (GO): protein N-linked glycosylation
Cellular component (GO): endoplasmic reticulum membrane
Molecular function (GO): dolichyl pyrophosphate Glc1Man9GlcNAc2 alpha-1,3-glucosyltransferase activity
Source: RefSeq, a predicted model, not a curated record